This is a messenger RNA of Chlamydomonas reinhardtii, 1764 nucleotides long. RefSeq lists its product as uncharacterized. Gene Ontology annotation, cellular component: nucleus. The coding region runs from base 100 to 1122 and encodes 340 amino acids. The record is from RefSeq and is a predicted model, not a curated record. Lineage: Eukaryota; Viridiplantae; Chlorophyta; Chlorophyceae; Chlamydomonadales; Chlamydomonadaceae. The transcript has 6 exons. Gene Ontology annotation, molecular function: histone binding.
CGGUGCUGGCUGCUCCAAAAGUGAAAGCGCAAGGACGAACCCCUUCAUAUCCCUUUGAAGAGGCAUACAUAAGCGUUUUUGUAAUGCUUAUGCGCACGAAUGCACAGCUUGCUGCGAAGAGCCCGUUCGGGCGCCACGUACGAAAAACAAGAAUCGCGAUGGGAGACCCCCAAACUAGACCCUGUUCUAGACUGCAGCCUAUUCUUGCAUCGACAUUGUAACUCAAUACAUACUGUUACUUUGAGCACUGGUGCUUCUCGUUCGGGGACGCUAGCUGUUUGGAGCGCUGACUUUCAAGGUCUGCGCUUGGCUCAUCGCCCAACACCAACAUUUAUGAAGGAUAUUGAACAAGCGGUCGCCGCGAUCCUAGAGAAGCAGAAGAAGCAGCCGGACGGGCUUGUGUCCCUUAUCCUUGACUCUACGUGCAAGGCUACUCACGUCAAGGGCUUGGACGCGUUCGUAAACCUCAAGACGCUAUCGCUCUGCAGCCUUGGACUGACCUCGCUCGAGGGAUUCCCAAAGCUUCCCAAGCUUGAGCGCCUCAUUCUCACUGAUAACCGCAUCACAGGCGGUCUCCAACACCUGGUAGACGCCGGCCUCACCAGCCUGCGCAUCCUAGAGCUAGCCAACAACCGCAUCUCGCGCGUCGAGGAGCUCGAGUCGCUCAAGGGCCUGACAUCGCUGCAGAGCCUUGACGUGGACGCGUGCCCGCUAGCCACCAAGCCGGACUUCGACCCCAAGAAGGUCUUCACAAUGCUGAAGGAGCUCAAGUACCUGAACGGCGCCGACGAGGAGGGCCGCGAGCGCGACGGUGACGAGGAGGAGGAGGACUUCGAGGAGGAGGCCGGCGAGGAGGAGUACGAGGAGGGCGGCGGCGAGGGCGAGGAGGAGUUUGAGGACGAGGAGGGCGCCGAGUUCGAGGAGAAGGAGUACGCCGUGCUGGUCGGCACCGACGCGGUAGGGGAGGACGAGGAGGGCGACUACCAGGAUGAGGGCGAGGGCGAGGACGACGAGGAGGAGGAGGGCGAGGAUGAGGAGGAUGAGGGCGCGGAGGGCGCCGAGCCCGCUGCCGGCGGCACCAAGCGGAAGCGCGAUGACGAGGGUGAGGAGGGCGACGAGUAAGCAGCGGACCCUUAGCGGCUUGAUUGCGAGGCCCGUUGCGAGGUUGGAGAGCCUUUCACGGCUUCGCCCACCCAUCCCUUUUUGUAGCUUUAUAUGAAAUGUGCCCUGUAGUUGUAGUGUUUGAGUAUACUCCAAACGUGGCGAAAUUCGGCGUGAUGUUUGCGCUUUGUGGUGGAGGCACCCAAGUCGUGUGUUCUGUGGAGGUGGCACGGGACGUUCGCGUGUGUCUUGCGGACAUGUGCGUCGUGACUGAGCUGCAUGCGGACCUCGGGACGGACAGACCCUGACUCAUGACCCUGAUUGUCGUUGGGAUUUGACUGUUGAGCCCCUACGAGACUUGAGCAAGGGCAAGCGCAUGCGCGACACACAUAUGACAUGUGUAUGAAAGGAUCGGUGUACCGUAUAGGAAGGCGUGGGCCCGCAACAGGGUGCGCACACAAGGCGCGAGGCUCUGCUCAUGACUUUGUUCUUGGCUUGUCAGGCCCCACACUUGCCAUGGUUUCUCACGCAUUUAAGUCUCGUAACACGCUCGGACAAGAAUCAUGAUGAGCAGAGUGUGUCUAUGGUCCAGCCAGUGCGCGCGUGUCACCACGCUCGCAUGGGAGAACUGGGCGAGAAAUUGUGCUGUAACGGUGUCGGAGU